Molecule: messenger RNA, 761 nt
Organism: Rana temporaria (common frog)
Lineage: Eukaryota; Metazoa; Chordata; Amphibia; Anura; Ranidae
Product: histone H3.3A-like
Exons: 1
Coding region: 48-458 (136 amino acids)
Cellular component (GO): nucleosome
Molecular function (GO): structural constituent of chromatin; protein heterodimerization activity; DNA binding
Source: RefSeq, a predicted model, not a curated record
ACCGUCUGGAUCGUGAUCGCGGGACUGCUGCUCGAUUUUGCUGAUUAAUGGCCCGUACAAAGCAAACUGCUCGUAAGUCAACUGGAGGAAAGGCUCCCAGGAAGCAGCUGGCUACUAAAGCUGCCAGGAAAAGUGCUCCCUCUACUGGAGGUGUGAAGAAGCCUCACAGAUACAGGCCUGGUACUGUGGCUUUGAGAGAAAUUAGGAGAUACCAGAAGUCCACUGAGCGCCUGAUCCGCAAGCUUCCAUUCCAGCAUCUGGUGAGGGAAAUCGCUCAGGACAUCAAAACUGACCUGAGGUUCCAGAGUGCAGCUAUUGGUGCUCUGCAGGAAGCAAGUGAGGCAUACUUGGUGGGUCUCUUUGAGGACACCAACCUGUGCGCUAUUCAGGCAAAGAGAGUAACAAUUAUGCCCAAGGACAUCCAGCUAGCAAGAAGAAUCCGUGGGGAACGUGCUUAAUUUUUUUUUUCUGGAAACUGUUUUUGAUCUUAGUUUUUUGUUUUUUUACAAAUGUACAUAAAGUGUGAUGUCUCCUUAUUUUAUAAAGGGUUUGUUAACUGUAUAGUAGUUGACAGUAAAUUGGUAGUACACAUUUUAUAUGACAUUCCCUUAAUCCUCAGGUUUUUCAGAAAAUUUGUAUCUGUGGCUAGUCUACUUCUGUGGCCCUGCCCAUUAAGAGUCUGCAUGCCUUGGCUCCAUUCUCUCCAUACUUUGGUAUCUUUCAGUGUAACUCCAUUGUAAAUAAACUUUCCACUACCUCAA